Molecule: messenger RNA, 6766 nt
Organism: Microplitis demolitor
Lineage: Eukaryota; Metazoa; Arthropoda; Insecta; Hymenoptera; Braconidae
Product: ataxin-2 homolog
Exons: 2
Coding region: 426-3482 (1018 amino acids)
Biological process (GO): regulation of DNA-templated transcription
Molecular function (GO): DNA-binding transcription factor activity, RNA polymerase II-specific; RNA polymerase II cis-regulatory region sequence-specific DNA binding
Source: RefSeq, a predicted model, not a curated record
GGUAAGGGGCACGAAGGACAAGAGGGUUUAGUGCCUUGGUGUGAGCCCGCCGACUCGAAAGUCUGGAAUUCCAACCGACAGAACAGUGCCGGCGUUCGUGCGACGCGGAUCUCGAGGUACGUGAGAGUUUACGAUUGCGAAACUUGGUGUAUACCUAAAUUCAACAAGAGGGAGGAUAGAAAAUACAAGAUAAAGAGAGAAGGAAAUAACGACAAGUGAGGGAGACUUUAAGUGGGCAAGUGAAUACAACAUAGGGAGAGUGCGCGAGUUUCGUUGGUUGUUUACGAGCGCGGGAGUUAAAAAACAGUCAAGGAUUCUUCCUCUUAUUAUUCUUGUUCUUCUUCACUUCUUGUUCUGUAUUGCGUGAUCAUAACAGUUGGUUAGUGAGCGCGUGAUCACCGGUAUAGACUGUUACUAAAAACAAUAUGAGUGAAAUGACGAGUGUAGAGCAGCAGCAGCAGCAACAGCAGCAGCAAUAUGUUGGUGGAAGCUCAAAUUCAGAGCAUCACUGCAAAGACUGUCGAUUAACCUUCGAGAGCGGUAAAAGUCUUGAGGUACAUUUACGGUAUCAUCACGAAAAUCUGCUGAAUCAGUGGGCCAUUCAGGCUCAACAGGAGGAGAGCAAUAAUAAUAAUAGCAAAGCUGGUAAUCAUAACAGUCACGUUAAACGCGAUAGUAUAACUGCACCAGCUGAUUCAAGUGAAUCUUCAUCUCGGCCACCGUCCUCAAAUCCUACGCCUUCUCAACAUCAACAGCAGCAGCAGCAGCAGCAGCAGCAGCAGCAGCAACAACAACAAUCACAGCAACAAACUGCCCAGACAGCUACAUCAUCUCAACAGCAACCACCACCCGGUGUGCAAGGUUAUAAUCACUUUCCGACACCGAUGUUUAGUGAAACGAGUUACUUUAUGCAUAAUGAACAAGCUUAUAUGCUACCAGGGCAUCAUUACUCACCCACCCACGAUGAUAGUCCAAACAACAGUAGCAGCAAUUAUGCUCCAAGGUAUCAUCCGUAUCAGCAUUCACAUCAUUAUCCGGGUGAUCGAGCUAACUCUGUAAGUUCAACGAGUCCACGCAGUCCAUUGCAGUGUGACAAGUGUGGAGGAGUAUUUGAUGAUGCCAACCAACUCGCUGAACAUGUUCGUGCUAAUCAUCCAACUUCGCCGAGUGGAUAUCCAGGACAACAACAGUAUCAACAGAUUGGUGAAAGUCCACAGCAAUCACAACAACAACAGUUACAUACAUCACCUUCACAAAAUAAUCAACAGCCACAGCCAUCAUCUCAAUCAAGCUUUGAUUAUAAUAGAGGUAGUGUAACAAUUAAAUCAGAGAUAAAACAAGAAACAGAAGAAGCUGAAAUUCUGGAUCUUGAUUCGCAUAAAGUGCAAACUCACAGAUACGAAGAAGAGUUAAUGAGGAUGCAACAUCAAGAAUUGCAAUUGCUUCAACAACAGCAGCAGCAUCCAAUACAGCAUCCGAGAAAUCCUCCUCAUUCUGUAAGCUCCAUGCUUGGGUGGCCACCAGGACAACCGCACGAAUAUCAUCCAGGUAUGUCACCAUUGGGUCCUAUGGAUAGUAUAUCACCGAUACCAGAUCAAAGUACAUUUAUGCGUGGGCAACAUAUGCCAGUAGAACCACCUCGACAUGCUGGAUCGCCAAUUAUAACAAGCACUCAACCUAUGCCAGGUCAUCCAAUGCCAGGAAGUUUAUUACAGCAGCCUCAAAAACCUCCUAUAGUAGCUAACCAGUCGUGGAAGAGCAAUGAGGCGCGUAGACCAAAGACCUAUAACUGUACUGCAUGCAACAAGUGGUUUACAAGUUCGGGCCAUUUGAAGCGACAUUACAAUACAACGUUACAUAAAAACGCUGUAAAACAGAGUAACCAACCAGAUCCUGCAAAUAUGCCAAUCAGUGCCCAUCAUCAUCCAGGUAGAGAUAACAAUAGAGGAGGGGGAGGAGGAUCAUCGAGGUCGCCGGAGUUGUCCACUUCAGCGAGUCCCCCAAACUUGAUGGCAGGUCCCUUGGGCGAGGCGGCGAGGGGCCUGCUCCACACGCCCACCAAUCUCUACACCACCAAUCAUUCCAGCAACAGCAGCACCAACAGCAACAGCAGCGACUCUUCGGCAACGGUGUUACCGCAGCAGCCGCAGCAGCAUCCGUCAUCCCAACAGCCGACAUCUACAACGGCUCACAUGGGCUCAACAAUGGCGGGGCUCAAUUCCCCAACGCAAUCCCCAAUGGCGGGACACCAUCACCAGCAACUGGGUUCACCAUCCCCUCAGUUGGGCCAACACCACCUAUCAAUAGGUUCACCACCUCAAAUGUCGGUCCACCACUCCAUGAGUUCACCCAUGUCACCCAUGCAGCCACCACCGCCUCCACAUCACCUGAAUUCGCCUUCGUCAAUGGGAUCCCAACACAUGAGUUCCCCAUCGCCCAUGAUGGUGGGGGUGCCCCCAAUGGGUUCACCACCAAUGGGGGGUACUUCGAUGCCUCAUCAGCCGUACCCAAACGAUUUGCCCCCCCACGUUACAACUACUACCAGCAUCCCGGGCCUGCUGGACUCUAUCAACCAGCAAACUAUUAUUGGUAAUGAAGUAACAACUCAAUCAAUUCUUCAUGAGUCACAAUUACCCGGAUUUGCUACUAUUAGUCAUCCAAGACCUCUGCCAAAGCAGAGCUUUUUUCAAUACCAUGUAACUGAUUAUUUAGUUGGCCCAAACCAACCUCAGGCCAUUAACGUGGGGGGGCUAAGACCAGAGGAUGAAAUUCCUCAUGACAGGUCAUUCAGCUCAGCUAGUGCGAUUUUCGAUCCAUAUAAUUCACCACCAAGGUACGAACCUCUGAUGUCUAUUGAGCAUCAACAUGAAUCACAUGCCGAUGAUAUAAUUGCAAAACAUUAUCAAAUAUUGGAUAAUAAUUCUUCUUAUCAAGAUCAUCAUGUUACUGAACAAAAUAACAAUGAUAUUCCUCAUUACCAAGGCAAAGAAGAAAUAAAUCCUAACGUUGGUAAACAAAAUCAAAAUGAAACAAAAAAACAGAAAACGACUAUAGUACAGGAAAAAACAAAAGAACAUCAAGUCACCAGUUCAGAUACAAAUUUUAUAUCUCAGGAGGGUUUAAUCACCUGUAUCAAGUGCAACAAGGUUUUUAAUAAGACCUGUUACUUGACACAACAUAACAAGAGCUUCCACUCUGGCGAGAAGCCCUACAAAUGCAGUCAAUGCGGCAAACGGUUUCCCCAUGAGGAAUCGCAUGCCGAGCACCUGCGAAAGCAUGCUGGUGAGAAACCUUACAAGUGCGAGAUUUGCCCGAAGCAGUUCAAUCAUAAAACAGACCUCAGGCGGCACAAUUGUCUCCACACUGGCGAAAAACCAUUCGCAUGUGAGAUUUGCAACAAAGGAUUCAUCAGAAAAGAUCACAUGAUGAAACACGUUUUAACGCACAAAAGAAAAGCUAUGAAUAAUUUACGUUUACGAUAAAUAAUUAUUAUAAGUCGUCAAAUAGAAAUCAUCUUUGUUGUUGUAGGUAUUUAUUUAAUUUCAUUUUAUAUAAAUCUUUAAAUCAUUUAUCUUUUACAUACUCGCAGUUAUUUCUUUUUAAUUAUAUAUUUACAUAAUUAUAAUUUUUGUUUUUUCAAUAUUAAUUCUGAAUAGUUAAAAACUUAAAAUAUUAAUUAUAUCAAUAAUAAAUGUUACUUACGACCGUGUUUAUUGCAACUAUUUAUUUUAUCAGUUCUCAUUGAAAUAUCAUCACUAAUUAAUGAUGCUUCAAUGAUUACUCGUAUCCAGUUGCCAUGGUCGUAAGUUUAACUAAAACUACUUUAAUUGCUCAAUGAUAUUUAUUUAUUAUCAACUCAAUGGUAUUAUUAUUAUUAUUAUUAUUGUUUUUAUAUAUAAUUAAAAAGAAAGCAAAGAAAAAUUUAUAAAUUAAAAAUGGUGGAUACAAAAUGCUGUAGUUAAAAGAAAAAUGAUUUUUAUUAUUUUUGCGAUAUUCAGAAUCGAACAAAGUUAAAUAAAUAUUAUUAGGUUUGAUUCAGCAAAUCGGAAUGCAGUAGCAGUAUUUUAUCCAGCUCAAUAUAAUUUUGAAUUGAUUGUAAAUCGUAAAAAUAAAUGAAUAAUUAAAUAAAUGAAUGAAUGAUUAAUAGUUAUUGAAUUGAUGAUAUUAAACCUUCGAAGCUUAUCGACUGUACAAAAUAUGUUAAUUGUAUAGGCAUAUUAUGAAUAUUAUUAUGAUUAUUAUAUUAUUGUAAUUAUUAAAAUAAUGUGAUUGACUAGAAACAGAUUAUUAAAUUUAACUCAUAAUAUUCGUAUUUUAUAGCGUGUAUGGAUAUAAAUAUAUUUAUAGUAUAGUUAUACAAAAAUAUAUAUAUACAUUUAGGACAAAAAAAGAGAUAAUUAUAAAUUUAAAAAUAUAUAAAAGAGAAUUAACAAAAUAUGAUAUUUAAGGCAAUGUGAAAACGAACAAAACGAUCGCAUGUUAAAUUGUGUGGUUAUAUAUUUCGUUAGAUUAUUUUAUAACAUAAAUAAAAGUAUUAUCAAUAUUUAAUUAAUUAUUUAUUAACAUUUAUUGUAUUAAAAAGAAAAAAGUAAAAAAAAAAAUUAUUUAACUAAUUCUUUGGAAUUACAAACUUAAAUAUUUUUUAUUCAUUAACGCAUAUAUUUUAAAUACAGUAUUUACAUAUACAUUCCACUACACGGUGAUAUACAGCUGUUGUAAUGUACGUUUUCACAUUGAACUCUCUUUUUUUGUAACCUAAAGUAGCCUAAGUGACAACAUGUGAGUAUCUCGAAGAGAAAAUAAGUAACUAAAUUAAAUUUUAACUUUAAAAAUAAAUAAAAUAUAAAUAUAUGAAUUUUAUCUCAUUUAAAAUAACUUCUUCGAGAAAUUCACAGGGCCAUGUGAAUAAAAAUAAAACAAAUGAUUAACUUUCCGUAAUAAUUUACACAAAUGUUUCUGUUAAUCGUUAAUUAAUUAUUGGCUGAUUAAAUUUGAUUACUUGAUUGUUGAUUAUUAUCACCAAUAAUAAAUAACGCAGGAAUUGUUAUGUUUAUUGUUCGACGGCGGUUUGCCAUUAUUUGUCUCGUUGUUUUUUGAAAUCGAUAUUUUUUAAUAUAAUGCUCACUUGUUUCCUCCAGUCAUUAAGUUUUUUUUAUUAUCUUUAUAUUAUUCAAUUGAUAAUUUUUAAAUAAUGUUUAUUGUAAUUAUUUCGACUUAUUUUAUUUUUAUUAUUAUGAUUAUUAUUAUUAUUAUUAUUACUAUUAUUAUUAAUAUUAUUACAAUUAUUAUUACUAUUAUUAUUAUUAUUAUUAUUAUUAUUAUUAUUAUUAUUAUUAUUAUUAUUAUUAUUAUUAUUUUUAUUAUUACGAGUCUCGCCCUUUUUAUCUAUUAUUUGUUAAUUAAACUACAAUAACAGAUGUAUAUUUAUUUGGGAUGAGAUUUAACAAUUGUAAAUAACAGUGCUUUCAUUAUAAUUUUUUAAUUUAAUUAUACAUACAAAUAAAUUUAGUCUCUUGCCAUUUUUUAAUACAUAAAGUCCCAGAACAGACUACCUCAGAGUUCAGGAAUUAUUGAUGCAAGAAGGGAGAAAUAAAAUGAUUAAAAAACCAAUGCAAUAAUAAUAAAAUAAUAUAACAAAAAAAAAUAAGUACAGAAAUAUAUCGUAAGGGCGAAUUGUGAUUUUUUUUUGCAUUUAAAAAAUUUUUCAUUAAUUCAAUGUAAUAAAAAUAAUUAAUGAAUAAAUAAAAUUGUUUUAAAAAUACAUCACAUUUAUUUUAGCUAAGUAUAAAUCUAUAUGAACUGAAUAAGUAAUUUGAUUUUUUUUUUUUACUUUUAUGUACAAUAGAUAAAUAAGUUUGAUCGCCCGCCGAUAAUUGUUUUAAUAAGAGUUAUUAAAAUAGAUGUGGAAAAUAAUAAUAAAAUUUAAUAUAAAUAGAUCGACGUACAUUAGAGACAUAUCAAACAGUAUUACUGUACACGCAGUUUAAUUAAAUAAUAAUAAUAAUAAUAAAACAUAAGAGUUAAUUAAGAUCAACACAAUCGAUACAUAUUUUUAAUUCAUAUCAAUAAUUAAGAUGUUUUUUUAUAUAAAAAUAAUAAAUAAAUAAAAAAAAAUAAUAAUUAUGACGAUAAUAAGAUAAUUACAUUGUGAAUUUUAUUGUGCGAAGUAAUUUUUAAUAGAUAUAAAUAAUAUGAUCGGGAUUCAGAAUACGGGCAUUCGUAUAUAGAAAUUAUAGGAUUUUAUUAUUAUGUAAUGCGUGAUAAAUUUUAACACGUUGACAUAAAGAGUAACAGAUAAAUUUAAAAAUAAAAAAAUAAAUUGAAUUGAGAGAAGAAAAAAUUAAUAAUCCAUUUGUUUAAUAUUAUAUUUAUAUAAAUAUAUAUAUUAUAUAAACGACCAGCAUUUCAAUCUCACUGAAAUAAAGUGAAAUUUUUUUUAUUAAAUACUGAUAAUACCAAACUACCAUUGGUUGUGCCAAAAUGUAAUGUUUAUAUUUGUUUUUUUUUUUUUUAACUUCUCUUCAAUGCUCCGAACGUAAUUUAGUGAUUGAGGGCAUUUAAUUAUCUUAUUUUCACCAUGAAUUUUUUAUAAUACUAUACAGUAUUGUAAAUCCGUCUUUUUUGUAUUUUUUAUUAUUAUUAUUAUUAUUAUUUGUAAAUUCAUUGAACAAUUUUUUUUUCGGUGUGCUCAAAGUUAGACGGACUUAAUUUUAAAUAAAUAUGAAAAUAAAAAUAAUAACAGUUGUAUCUUCACUUGUGCCAUAAU